Symbiodinium natans is the source of this 318-nucleotide messenger RNA. The record is from the annotation of a GenBank genome assembly. NCBI's taxonomy places the organism in Eukaryota, Dinophyceae, Suessiales, Symbiodiniaceae.
AUGGUGGGGACUGUGGCUUAUCGGACGAAGAACCUGGCGCUGUUUGGCACAGUCGUUUGCUUUCUCAUUCUUCUGAGGUUGGAAUGCCGCACUCGCCUUCCAAAGAUGGCUCGGAGCCCUCUUCCUUCGAAUUGUGGGACUCAUUGCCGGAGAGCUUCAAAUGACAAUUUGGUGCUCCUGGGGGCGCUUUACCUUCAGACGCUUUACUGGGCAAUCUGUGGGAAGAUGAUGAUGAUCUUUCCGAUUUCGUUGCGCAUUUCGUGGCUCCCCGAGGAUCUCUACUACACCUGCACGCCGUGGAGCAGCUUGAAGUCUUAG